AUGAACGAGGAUUUAAAGUUAGGAUCGAUCAUAUGGCCCAACUUCAAGUCGCCCUUUAGCAUCUCAUGCUACUGUAUGAAUGAGGGGUGCACGGUUCUAGCCGUGGGUAGUUAUGAAGGAAGCAUCGUUUUGUUUAAGGUUGGGGAGAAUGCAAGUAACGCUCGCGUUGGUGGUAGUUGCACCAGUGUUAGUGCUAGUGCCAAUGCAAGUUUUCCCGCUUCGAAUGAAACAUGUGUGACUUCAGUAGACGGUGUGGGUGCCGUGUUUGUGCCACCAGGUGGGAGGUACAAAGAGGAAUUUAAAAAAGGCGCCACCGGGGGAGGGGACAAAUUCAGCGCUGUGGGGAAGAAUCCCGAUGGGAAUCAAAACUCAGUGAGUAGUAGUUUCCCAGGAGGAGGAGAUCUAGCCCAUAGUGUAUAUAACGAUAGUGAGGUUAAACAGCAUAGAGGAGAAGCAAAAACGGAACAGUUAAACGGUGAUGGAACGAGCGCAUAUUUGUACAAUGGAGGAAGGAGUAAUGUCAACCCGGGGGAAGAACCAGAAGUGGAAAGCGCAGAAAAUAGAAUAAACUUUCUCCCAUACUGUAUUCUCCUAAAUAAUAAUAAUAACACGUGUAGCAACAGCAUCGUGCAGUUAUCCUUUGGAUUGUCUUGCUCAUCCCUCAUCGAGUGCAUAUCGAAGGAAAUUUUAAUUUCACUCCACUUGGAUAACUGCUUAUAUUUUUGGUCUUUAGAUGAAGGAAGAUGCUUUAGAGUAGUAAAAGGUUUCAAUUUUUUUGUGUACAAUUUGAGGGUGUUGCCAGAUAGGCGAUUUAUACUUUUGUGUGGAGAUAGGAAGGUGCUUCUGAUGGAUUUAUGGGGGAACAAAAGUAGGGAGAUCAUUGCCCACUUGACGUUGGAAAAUUACAUGGAGGGAAGCAAUUACAAGAAGGUAGACACUGAAGGCACGAAAGGAGGCAUCCAAGGUGCUGUCUCAAAUUCAAAUAGUUGCACUAAUAAAGGUUCUGCUACUGGUGGGAAUUACUUCGUUGGCGAUUCAGCGGAUAGGCAUCACUCUUCAUCGUCCAGUUCGGGGGAAGUGAACGAGAGGAUGUUUACCAAUGGAGGGGAUGUAAUACCAGCAGGGUCGUGGAGUGAAGUCCCUUACGGUAGUGAACCACCUGGGGGAAGUGCAUUAGAGGAGGGAUCCAAUUCUGUAAAAAGGAAGUAUGCGAAACGGAGCAAUGCAACCCUUGGUGUGGGCACCUCAAGGCAGAACGUGAGGAGGCAAGUAAAUAGCUACGCCACGCUGGAGGAGCAGAAAUUCUUCGCAGAAAAAUUAACAAAUAGGAACAAAAGGGAAAAAAGUAACGACACAGGGAAGGUUAGAAUAUGCUGCAUCGCAACGGGGUUAGUUCCAUACCUGAAGGAGGACAACCAGAGGUCACUCAUCCAGUGCUUUAAAUUGUUGAAGAAAAAAAUAUACAGCACGUAUAAGAAAAAGGAAAAUUCUAAACGGGCCGUAUCACACGAUAAUGAGGCAGAUGUGAGUGGCAAUAAUUCACCCACAGAGCAGAAUGAGGAAUAUGAAAAGAUGAAGCAAGGGGAGGUUAACAAGAAGUUAAAUAAUCUCUUCAACUGUCCAGUCAUUAUUGUUGCGUCGUUAUCCAAUGGGGACGUCAUCUGUUGGGACUUAACAGAUUUCCUACUUUAUUAUAAGGCGAAAUGUAGGUUUGUAAUUAGGAUAGAAAAAACGGAACUGGACUUAUACAACGAAAUAGUGAAUGAAAUUGCAGAGAAUUGUAUAAUGGACGAAUUGCUAAAAAUAAAUGUACACACUUCUCAUGACAUGAAUUUUAAAGCGCACGAUAAGUGUGUGAAAUGUCAUGACGUUUACAAACAGUGCAACGGAUUGUAUCUCAUAGAAGCGAAGUUUAUUUCUAAUUUGAGUCCAGUGGAAGAUUGGCUUGAAAUUGCUACGAAUGGAAAUUCUAGCCGUAUAGGCGUCAUAGAUAGCUAUGUUAUAAUUUUGCAGGAAACGCGAUUAAUAAUUUAUGAGCGGAAGGACUUGUCCUCCAUUUUUGUUCCGUUGAUGGAUUUAUUUUGUCCUGACUACCACCAUAAUUUACAAAAGAGGAAGCGCAGGAACCCGCACUGGGUGGGUCUGCAGGUCGUGCGGCGCCCUCUGUUGAAGUUCUCCUCGGGCAUCUUCAAAAGCAGCGGACUGAAAACGAAAUCCUUCGACGUGAUGCAGAAGCUAUCCAAAAAUGUGUGCGGCUCGAUAAUCGCGUGGACCACGGAGGGGAACUUCUACAGCUACACGUUGCCGCUGAAGUUUUCGAGUCUCUUCUUGUCCUUCCAGUCAAACAUAAAGUCCUUCUUCCUGAUGAAGGUAUCGAAGAAGUACUUGGGUUCACAGAGGAGCCCCGUCCCUAUAGUGAUAUACAAGGAGCGCAUAUGCAGGAAGAGGAACUUCCUAUCCGAUAAGGACGAAGACGGGGAAGAGAACAGAGCGAAUAAUCACAACGAAGGGGGGAGUAACUACAACAAUAGUAAUAAAUUUAGAAUAAAAAUAAAUGACAGCACGGAAAUGACGCCAACAUAUUUAAAAGGUAACUUUUCAAUGGAGUCAGUAAAAUCGAAAACGAAGGCAGCUUCGAAUGAUCAGGCUAUGUUUUCCAGGGACACCAUUCAUGAGUACGUUAAUUUAAACAGAAGCAAUACCAUCUGUAAAACAACCAGGGAGGAUAAAAUGAAUUCUGUAAAGUAUGCCCAAUGCAAGGAUGAUUUGUUGUUCCUUUUUAUAAACAGGAAGACCCCCAAUAGGGUGGUCCUCUUUGAGGCGUUACUUAGUGCCUGGUUUAAGACGACCAAUUUGGGAAAAGUUUGGCUUCUUCCAAGGAGGAAAAGAAUCAAGGAAGGUAUGAACAUUGUUAAUAGUGCAAAUGGUACCAUGUUGGGUGGUAGAAAAAACGAACCCGUUAAUGUGAACCCACAACACGGAGGGGAGGAUGAUAAUUGGGAUGCUAGUGCGUGGUUGCAUAUGGAGCAUGUCCUCCCGCCGAACAUACGCAGGUGCAGUGAUCUCCUCACAGAUUUAUUUCACAGUAAGGAAUGUGCUGUUCAAGGUAAUCGUAUAAAUAGAGGAGAUAGAUCCAUAGUGGCAUACGCUAUAACAGAAAGGAAUCAUAACUUAUACAUUUUUUUAAGCUUCACCAGUGGGCAUGUACUAAGUGCGUUAAUUAAUUCUUAUGGAAAAUCCUCACGGGGGAAAGUACUAAGAAACAGAGAGGGAAGAACAAGUGGGAUGGGAAGUAGAUUCAUUAGGGAGCUACCCAUCCCAAACUAUUUCGAAAAAAAAAGUGUUUUCAUAACGACGCUGCAUUGUGAGAGGAACUACCUAAUAGGGGGGUCAACCAAAGGAGACAUUUUAAUAUGGGAGUUAAGAACCUUUAAAUUGAAAAAGUUUAUUAAGGCUUGUCAUUUCAACUACGUAAGGAGCAUCCACAGCGUUAUCGAUGAGAAUGGCCAGAACAGAGGAAGGGUCACACAUUCAACGAACAAACAGAGGGAAUCAUUUUGGAUCCUAAGCUGCGACGCCAGCAACAAUUUGAUUCUCCUCAAUUUGAACGAAAGCAACUACGAUGAGAAUAAGUUUGAAUACCUCUUCUGCAAAAAUGAUAAAUGCAGAAUUGUCAUAACGACGGAUGAAGAAUCGUUAAGGAGGAAGGAGCUGGAAAUUCGAAAAAAAAAAAAAAAAAAAAUCCUCUUUUUAAAUUAUAUGAGAAAUUUUUUUAAGAAGAAAGGACUAUACAAUAACGGAAAAGCAACAGAAAGGAAAGACAACCUAUUGCAUAUGCUAAAGGUUAAGAAAGACCUAAAAAUGAAGCUCAUGAAAGGUUUCUAUUAUGCUACGUCGUCCAUUACGAACAAACCUGUUGGCGAUUCUAAAGGAAGCGUCUUCCAUUUGAAAAAAAAAAUUCAUAAGAAGAGGAAGGGUAACCAUGGGGAGGUAAGGAACAUGAUCAAUGUAUGUCUUUACUGUUCCUUUAAGAAGUUAGAGAAGAAAAAUGAAAUAAAUUUUAAACUAAUAAAUCACGUGUAUGUGAAUACGUUCUCAUCCCUUUUGUAUAUUACUUCGUUGAAUAACUUGGUCUUCAUUUAUGAUUAUGGGAGCGGUCGCUUUUUGCGUUCCUUAUACGAUUCGGACUUUGUUGGCAUGUGUGUGGUCCCCACGGAGACGCGUCACAUGAAACUCGGCGUGGACGUCACGUCGGUGCGAAUCCUCAACAGGGUGCACAUGGGUGGCACCAACGUUGGAGGGAAGGUGAACACGUUAAUUCGUGGUGCAGCUGAAGGACAGAUUGACGACUGGACCAGCAGUGAUAAAAGUAGCGAUCGACCAAACGGCAGAACAGGAAGGGGAAGAUUUACUAAUGGAAGCAUUCCCUUCACGGAGCACGGAAAGGAUCAUAUGGGAGAAGUGUACCACUGCGUCUCCACAAAGAAGAACACACCCCGAGGAAAAGCGCAUGGAAGAGCAAAUAAGAAGCACCCCUGCAUCUACACCGUGAAGAGCCAAAUACCAGUCAUAAGUUUUGUUCUCUUCAGAGACAACAAUUUGUCCCAAAAGGCUUUACCACUGACGAAAUUUUUAUUUCCAUUUUUUCUUCCACCCAAAUGUGUACACCUUUGUAGGGAGUUAUUUUCCUUUCUUGUCAGCUUUCCCUCUAUUCCAUUCUCGUUGUGUAUUCACGGGAAGGAAUCCACUCUAUCGACGCUGAUCCCGAUAUCGACUCAGAUAUAUUACUUCUCCAAGAUGCAUUCCCUCAAAAAGGGCACAUGUGAGGGAAACGUUUUUGUCACCAUUAGUGGAGGACGGAGAGACAGGUACGAGAUUCAGGAGAAAAAAAAAAAAGAAAAAUUUAUUUUUGAUUCCCUCCACUUGGAUGAACCAUACAUUUAUAAUAGCAAAUUUAAGAGAAAAUAUUUUUUAAGUGAAGAAUAUAAGAAGAAGUACCUCAUUUUUGGGAUCAAGAUGGGAAGUCUCAAACGACGGUGCGAAGAUGUUGUGGAGUUUUCCAAGUAUAGGAAUUUGCAAAUGUGCAGGUAUAACGGGGGGAGCAGCGUCUUGAACGUGGAUCCUGGCACAACUGUAGGAGCUGAUCAAUCUGGGGCGGAAGAACUCCAGGGGGAGAUUCUCAACAGGGGAAGUGACUGCAGUGAUGGUGAUCGUAAUAACUUCCCUGACGGGUCCAACUUUAAGGAACAACCGUGUGGGAUACACAGCGAACCCGUUAAGGGGGAAGCCAAGGAUACAAACGAGUUCAUUCGUAACGCCUCUUCAGGUAACAGAUGCCGUCUACGUAGUAGUGAAGGAGAUCCCAAAUUUUUCAGCACACCAGGGAGGAGGAAGAAGUACCACAUGAUGCAGUAUAAUUAUUACAAAGAUUUGAAGGUGGGUCAGCGGGCCGUUCCUGGGUCUACCAGGUGGUUCUUAAAAUAUUCGGAUGAUGAGUUCGCGAAUUACUCGUCGGACAAGUCUAGUCUGUACCUAUAUGUGAAGCAUAACAAGGUUCGUCAGUCAGCACGGGUUGAUCAUCGUGGUAGCCACACGCAACAUCACGUGAAAACUGAGCGAAGGAAUCCGGCAGCGCAUAAGGAAUUUCUCUUCGAGAACAACUCCGUGGAUGUCUACUGCAAUAGCGUGUAUGUGAAGACGCUGUACUGCUGCUUUAUGUUGCGCUUUUUAAGUUUGUGGUGUGCUAGUAGUAAGGGGGGAAGGUACGACCCCGUCACGCUGUUCAAUUUUAGGAAGUACAUAAUGGAAAACCUUCCCGAGAGCAACACGCUAAAUCUGUUUCUUCUGAGCUACAUAUCGAUGUACCCAUAUGACAAGAGCAUACGAAUACAGUUGCAGAGGUUCAUUUGUAAUGUGAUUACCAAUGUAAAGGAAAAGACUUUGGAUAAGUAUGCAAAAACUUCGACAGAAAUUUUAAGAAUAAAUAAUAAGAAAAAAAGAAUCAUAGAAAAGAGGAUGGAUGAGAUAUCCUUAUAUGAUACUACGGGGACCUAUGUGAUAACAAUUAUCAUACCAAAAGUGGGAUCCUUUUUCUUUUACCCAUUUAUCUUUGCGGAUGAAAUUUGCCUUACUCUGUUAUUGUUACUACUUCUGGUGAAGUCCCAUUAUUUGAGGAACUCCAAAACGUUCUACACGAAUGCCAGUAUGAUGACGCUGAUUGUGCACCACAUCUGUUACUACAUCUUUGUAGACACCCAGUAUCUAAUAGAGAAGGAUAACAAGUUUAACAAAUUUAAGUUGUUCCACUUUAUUCACUUGCUUUCGUUGAGUUUUUCCAUCACGUGGGAUUUCCACGUACUGAUUCAGAGGGGUAUCUUCACCAGCAACAUGAAAAAUAUGUCAUACCUUUCGUUUAACUUGCAUUUGAAGAAGGAAGAUUUUGCUCUGAACGAAAGGUUGAUUGAUGAGCAUUAUUUUAAGGCGCUGAAGGAUUAUUACGUUCUGGGGGGGGCAUCAUCCAAGCCGGCAGGGACGGAGGGUGCCACAACUGGUGGUACUGCUACUGUUGCGAAUGUUGCUCCCGUUGCUAGUACUCCUGGUUGUACUGUUGCACCGUUUGCAGGUGCAGCCAUGCCCAUUGCAGGGAGUGACAAGACGUUAAGUCACUCCAUGGGGGAAAUAAAUUUUAAGAAUUACCUGGACGAUUUUGUCGGAAGGGGAGAUAACGGGAAGGUUAGUGGAGAGUUCGAAUCGGAGAGGGAAGAACAGAUCUCACUUCACUCUUUCGAUAAUGUCUUCUCUGAGUUGCAAAGUGAAGGGAAAAAUACAUUCAUCGCAAAAUCGAAUGAAGUUCUGGAUAUGGGGACAACUGGAUCAGCCCCUUCGCAAGUAGCCGUUGGAGUUGUUAGUCAGGUUAGUUCUUCAGAUCAGAUUCAUCCCAUCGAAGCAGUGAACACAGGACAAAGUUACUACAACGAAUUGUAUAGCUUAUCCUAUGAUGAGAAUAAAAUGAAGACGCUCCAAAUGAACAGAAAAAAAUCAGAAAUAAAUGAACAGAACUACAUUAACGUGUGUCACUUUAUUUUAAACAUUUUCGAUCUCUACACCCUGUCGAUGAAUAAUAUGAGUUUUUUAAAAUUGCUCAUCAAUACGGGAAGAACGGAGCCUUACCUUUUUUUAAAAACGCUACACUACAUAGCGGCAAAUGUAAACAAAAGAGUAUCCUAUAUGAAUAAAAUAUUAUUCCUUCUCAUCAUUUUGUUAAAAAAUUACAAAUGCAUUUUUAUCCUUUACAUGGAUAUAAUUAUUGACAUCCUUUUAAAUUCCCUGGAUCCAUCCAACAACGUUCGUAUACUUUGUUUAAAAUUGUCGACCAGCUUAAUAUAUACCCUAGUGAAGCAGUACCCCAUUUGCUGCUUUAAUAAGUUUACACAACGAUUGGCUGUGGCGAAUAAUAUGAACAAAUGCAUUUAUCUGUACGAUUUGAAAAAUGCAAAAAAAUUGAAAAUUUUUCAAGGACAUAAGAGAGACAUUGAUUGUAUUAACUUCAACAACACGGGGACUUGCUUGGCCUCCUACUCGAAGAUGGACCUCUCCUUUAAAAUUUGGAACUGCACAAAUGCGGGUCUGUUUAGUGGAUUUUUAAAAAUUCAGUCCAAGUGUGCUAGGGAUAUACAGCUGUCGAGGAUAAAUCUGAGUUACCUCUUCCUUUCGGAUGACUACAUAGAUAUUACUUACAAGAAGAAGAACGAGUGGGCCCUCCGGCGGGAGGACAACGCCGUGUAUUUGAUAUACAUAUAG
This is a messenger RNA of Plasmodium coatneyi, 7800 nucleotides long. RefSeq lists its product as uncharacterized. NCBI's taxonomy places the organism in Eukaryota, Apicomplexa, Aconoidasida, Haemosporida, Plasmodiidae. The record is from RefSeq and is a predicted model, not a curated record. Gene Ontology annotation, biological process: mRNA splicing, via spliceosome. Gene Ontology annotation, cellular component: precatalytic spliceosome. The coding region runs from base 1 to 7800 and encodes 2599 amino acids. The transcript is spliced from 2 exons. Gene Ontology annotation, molecular function: protein binding.